AUGUCGACAUCGACCAGGAAGACCGCGGGGGACAUUAUCGCCUCUGCGUCGCGGCCCAGCAAGGGCGCAUCCCAAGAGGACCAACACCGCCACGACUACCGCAAGAACCUGUGGUGCGAGACCCAGUGGACGAACCUGAGCAUGCAGGCCAAGAAGAAUCACGACCUGCCCACGCUGCCUUACUUUGAUCCCGAGACCAUGCUGCUGAGCAAGGAGGUCAACGCGCGGUUGUGGACCCAGUUGUGUCGAUUAUGGGACUUCCUGGGCCCCGACCGCGCUCCGUACGCCACGCCCAUCAUGAUCGAGGGCGGAGAAGUCAAGUGGCAUUCGUUCCUGAACGGGAGCCAGGGCGACGAGGCAGAGAUCUACGACAAGAACGUCGACGCGUUCAUGAGUCAAAACCGGCGACCUGGUGAUUACGAUGGAUGA
Messenger RNA from Fonsecaea nubica, 429 nucleotides. RefSeq lists its product as hypothetical. NCBI's taxonomy places the organism in Eukaryota, Fungi, Ascomycota, Eurotiomycetes, Chaetothyriales, Herpotrichiellaceae. The record is from RefSeq and is a predicted model, not a curated record. The coding region runs from base 1 to 429 and encodes 142 amino acids. The transcript has 2 exons.